AUGGGAGAAGAGUGGAACGGUGGUGACACGAGAGUUGAGCAGGGUGGCGGUCAGAAAAUUCGUAUUCUCCGAGAUGCUUUGAAAAAGUACGCGGACGAUAAGGACACCAUAAUUUUAUUCGUCGAUGCCUACGACGUGGUGUUCACUGCUAGUAUGGACACUAUCCUCGAUCGGUUCCUCACUUACUUCGAAGACUACAGGGUGUUAUUUGGCGCUGAACCCUUCUGUUGGCCAGAUCAAUCAUUGGCGAUUGAAUAUCCGGUGGUGGAAUUUGGGAAGAGGUAUCUCAAUUCCGGUCUGUUCAUGGGCUAUGCAAAAGAGAUUUAUCAAAUGAUCACCUUGAAAGAUGUUGCUGAUGGCGAUGAUGACCAACUAUACUACACGAUGGUUUACCUUGAUGAAAAGCUAAGGAAAGAUCUCAAAAUCGGGCUCGAUUCGGUAUCACGUAUUUUCCAAAACUUGAACGGUGUAAUCGACGACGUGGAGCUGCAAUUUGAUGACGACGGAACUGCUCUUGUGUGUUACAACUUAUUUUUUCAUUAUUAUCAUAAUAUAGGGCAAAGUGCUUUAGUUCGGCGACCACGGCCUACAAUGCUGCCUACAACACUCCAUCCAGCGAUCCUUCACGGAAAUGGACCCAGCAAAAGACAUCUGAACUACCUGGCUAAUUACGUUUCCAAUCGCUGGUCAUCCACCAAAGGAUGUACGAUCUGUGGGAAGAAACCGAAACUCGAUUUGGCGAUGCUUGAGGCAUUCGCUCACCUCGAUUAUCCCAAGAAGAGGAUUGCUCUCUUCAUCUACAACUCACAGCGAUCCGAUAUAAAAACAGUACUGGACUUCCUCUCGAAGUACGGUUCUCAGUACUACUUUAAGAAGGUCAUCAAUGGAGUGUCAGAAAUUCAAGAGCGAGAAGCGAGACAAGAGGCUUUGACAUUCGCCUCCCGACAUGAUGCUGAAUUUCUCUUUUCGCUCGAUGGAGAUGCUUUUCUGUCAAACACCAAAACACUACAGCAUUUAAUCGAAUACUCAGUGAACUACGAAGUAGGCAUCAUCGCACCGAUGCUUGCACAGCCAGGAAAAAUGUUCACGAAUUUCUGGGGAGACAUUGCACCAAAUGGAUACUAUGCGAGAAGUGAAGAUUAUUUGGCGAUCGUUAAGCGAAAACGUGUUGGAGUUUGGAAUGUAAGUUCUUUUUGUGAAUCUGCU
Molecule: messenger RNA, 1206 nt
Organism: Cooperia oncophora
Lineage: Eukaryota; Metazoa; Nematoda; Chromadorea; Rhabditida; Trichostrongylidae
Source: the annotation of a GenBank genome assembly